AUGCACUUCUUCACAGCCGCCUUCUCGCUCUUCGCAGCAGCUGCCACCGCCUUCCCUACCAAGCCCAACUUCCUCACUCUACCUGUCUCUCGUGACGCUGGCAAUGUCUACGUCUGCACCGAUGCCAACUUCACAGGUCACUGCGAAUACCUGAAGCAACCAUUGGACACAUGCGUCGUUCUUCCCGACAGCCUCAGCAAGAAAGUGUCAUCCUUCGGUCCAGACGCUGGCUCAACUUGCCUGUUGAUGCAAGGCUCUUGCAACGAUGCCAUGCCCUACCGUCAAGCCUCUUACCCUGGCAUCUCCGACCUGCGCAACGUCACCUUUGAUGACAUGGCGACUAGCUUCAUCUGCCUGCACCAGUAA
Aureobasidium melanogenum CBS 110374 is the source of this 366-nucleotide messenger RNA. RefSeq lists its product as uncharacterized. NCBI's taxonomy places the organism in Eukaryota, Fungi, Ascomycota, Dothideomycetes, Dothideales, Saccotheciaceae. The transcript has 2 exons. The record is from RefSeq and is a predicted model, not a curated record. The coding region runs from base 1 to 366 and encodes 121 amino acids.